CAAAGCCGGCGGCCCCGCGGAGGCGGGAGCGGGGCCAUGGCUGGGGAGGCCGAGCCCGGUGGUGAAGCCCAAGGCGCCGAAGUAAAAACGCAGAGGCCAGCGGAAAAAACCCUCGGGGGACCGGCGAGGCGCGGCCCGCGCUCCGUGCUCAAGGUGUCCCAGCUGCUGCUCAGAGCCAUCGCCGCGCACAAAGGCCUCACCCUGGCCGCUCUCAAGAGGGAGCUGGGCAACGCGGGCUACGAAGUGCGCAGGAAGAACUGCCGCCCCGCGGGGGAGGCGCCGCGGCCCGCGGCCAAGGGCACGCUCCUUCGGGUCAGCGGCAGCGACGCCGCCGGCUACUUCUGCGUCCGGAAGAUGACGAAGCCCAAGCCCAAGCCGAGGAAGAGGCUGGGGGGCUCGAGGGUGGAGGACGGCGGCCGCUGUCCCCGGAGGACCCCACGCAGGCCCAGGAGCCCACGGAGGCGCCGCACGCGACGCAAGGCGGCCAAGAAGGCCAGGGCAGCGUGGAGACGGAGCACGAGGGUGAAGGACAGGGCGAGGAGGGGAAGGCCGACCGCCCGGGGCCCGGCGCGGGCCAGGACCAGGGAGGAAGCGGGGCUCGAGGCGAUGGAAGAGGGGAGAGGCAGGAGCUCUCAGGAAGACGCCAGGCCUCGGGCAGGAGACAAGAGGCCCAGCUCGAAGCCCCGGGAAGAGAAGCAGCAGGACCCCGAGAGGCCGGCAAAACGGAGCCUCCCGAAGCCAGCAUCCGUCAAAGUGGACCGGACUUGCAGUGGGCGGAGGCAGACUCGCACCCAGAUGCCGCCGUGACCUCAAGUUCCUCUGAAUGCGGUCGGGAUCCGCAGUGCGGGAGCAGCUUCUCUUCCUCCAGGCACAGCAGCCUGGUCCCCACGGGCUCCAAAGGCUCCCACACUCACUAAAAUGGACAAAACUAUUUCCAAGAACUUUCCA
Molecule: messenger RNA, 948 nt
Organism: Cynocephalus volans (Philippine flying lemur)
Lineage: Eukaryota; Metazoa; Chordata; Mammalia; Dermoptera; Cynocephalidae
Product: testis-specific H1 histone
Exons: 1
Coding region: 37-807 (256 amino acids)
Source: RefSeq, a predicted model, not a curated record